GAAAAUAAAUGUAAAGCGUUGAGAAUCAAAGUUAAGGUCCGGUCCAUCAAUGGAGAAUAGAGAAGACGUGAAGUCAAUCCUUCCCUUUUUGCCGGUGUGUCUCCGAUCAUCUUCUCUUUUCUGGCCGCCGCUAGUUGUUGAAGCACUGAAAGCCCUCUCUGAAGGACCUCAUUACAGCAAUGUUAACUCCGGCCAAGUCCUCUUCCUCGCAAUCUCCGACAUUCGGAAUUCCCUUUCACUACCUGAUUCUUCAAUUUCCUCUUCUGCUUCAGACGGAUUUUCUCUCUUAUUUGAUGAUUUAAUUCCUAGGGAUGAAGCUGUUAAAUGGUUCGAAGAAGUGGUGCCGAAAAUGGCGGAUUUGCUAUUGCGGUUUCCUUCCUUAUUGGAGGCUCACUAUGAGAAGGCUGAUGGUGGAAUUGUUAAAGGAGUCAACACUGGUCUUCGCUUAUUGGAAUCACAACAGCCUGGCAUUGUUUUCCUCAGUCAGGAAUUAGUCGGUGCUCUUCUUGCAUGUUCCUUCUUUUGUCUAUUCCCUACCAAUGAUAGAGGUGCCAAACAUCUCCCGAUGAUCAACUUUGAUCAUUUGUUUGCGUAUCUGUAUGAUCAGUAUGACGAGAAAUUUGAAAAUAAAUUGAAGUGCAUUCUUCACUAUUUUGAGAGGAUUGGCUCAUUGAUACCUGCGGGCUACAUCUCCUUUGAGCGAAAAGUUCUUGCUCUAGAACAUGGUACAUUUGCUUUUCCUUAUCCAAAGGAAAAUUUCUGGAGCCAAUCCAGUAUUUCCCUUUGCCCUUUUAAGAUUUCCAAUUCAGGCUUAAUUGAGGAUCAAUCAAGUGAAGCUAUUGAAGUGGAUUUUGCAAACAAGUAUCUUGGAGGUGGUGCUCUCAGUAGGGGCUGUAUACAGGAAGAGAUUCGCUUUAUGAUCAAUCCAGAGUUAAUUGCUGGCAUCCUUUUCUUGCCUUGCAUGGCAGACAAUGAAGCAAUUGAAAUUGUCGGUACAGAGAGGUUCUCAAAUUAUACCGGAUAUGCUUCUUCAUUCCGUUUUAAUGGUGACCAUGUGGACAAAAAAGAAAUUGAUGUUCUUGGAAGGCGUAAGAGCAGAAUAAUCGCAAUAGAUGCACUAAGUAGCCCAGGAAAAAGGCAGUACCGGGUUGAAUGCCUCCUAAGGGAAAUUAACAAGGCUCUUUGUGGUUUUUUGGAUCAUUUAAAGUGUCAUCAGUAUCAAAAGUUUUUUCAAGACAUGGGAAGUCAGCAUGAUCCCAAUGUUAAAGGAUCUUCUGGACAUUCUGAAGUUUAUCAUUUGUCUCAAGGAAAUCCUUCAGCAUCAUCUCAAACAAUUGAGGGAACUUUGGCUAACCAGUUGCUCAGAAAUCAUGAGGCACACUAUUGUUCACAUUUAGACUAUCAACAAGAAAUUGGAGUUGUGACUGGUAAUUGGGGUUGUGGUGCUUUCGGUGGGGAUCCUCAACUUAAAGCUAUGCUUCAAUGGCUUGCUGCAUCUCAGGCAUUGAGACCGUUCAUCAUGUAUUAUACGUUUGACUUGGAAGCAUUGCAGAUGCUGGGUCAGGUGGCUCAAUGGAUUUCUUCACAGGGAUGGACUGUUGGGGAGCUUUGGGAUAUGUUGAUGGACUAUUCAGUCCAGAGAUUGAGGGGAGAAACUGGAGCUGGCUUCUUCAGUUGGCUCCUUCCAUCGUUAAAUUCCCAUGAUACUAUUUUGCUCAACAAUUCUCAUAAUGUUUAAAUAUUCCUGGUCUUUUUAUUAUUUUGCUGCUGCAUGAUUCCUGUAUAAGCUAUUUAAAGCCUAUUUACUUGUACUACCACAAAAAGGGAAAAGGAGAAUAAUUGAGUUGAUGAUCUCUGGCGGAUGGUUUUUCUUGUCUUAGAGGUAUAAUACAGACCUAUUAGGAUAAUUAAAAGGUAAACAUGAGUUCCCGGCUCAAGCAUAAUGAAACCGGCUGAAGGUAAACAUUACUCAUUAUGUAGAUUACAACAGCAGAAGGCGUUGUGGUAAUGGAAACGAAAAGCAAAUAACUGGAAAGGAUUGGAACCAUCAAACAUGCAUUCUGCUACACCAACUCUUCGUUUUUUACCCUUUCCUCCAAAGACAGUUAGGCAUUUCCCUGUACUGCUAGAAAGCCAAAAUCUCAACUCUCUGUGAUUGUAUUUCUUAGGUGGGGCUAUUGAUUUCCAAUCAGCUUCUGCUAAGGUUCGCAGCGAGUUCAGCGAAUCGAGUCUUACUUUCCCAUGUUUGUCUACUGUGAGAUAGCUUUGUCCCUCAGAACAUUUAUCCAUGUAGUUCCUGAACCUGAUCAUUUAUACAUGUCAAGAUUUGUGUU
Messenger RNA from Solanum stenotomum, 2333 nucleotides. Its product is annotated as poly(ADP-ribose) glycohydrolase 1-like. The record is from RefSeq and is a predicted model, not a curated record. Lineage: Eukaryota; Viridiplantae; Streptophyta; Magnoliopsida; Solanales; Solanaceae. Gene Ontology annotation, cellular component: cytoplasm; nucleus. Gene Ontology annotation, molecular function: poly(ADP-ribose) glycohydrolase activity. Bases 50 to 1738 code for a protein of 562 amino acids. The transcript has 11 exons. Gene Ontology annotation, biological process: carbohydrate metabolic process; ATP generation from poly-ADP-D-ribose; regulation of DNA repair.